Molecule: messenger RNA, 4323 nt
Organism: Scomber japonicus (chub mackerel)
Lineage: Eukaryota; Metazoa; Chordata; Actinopteri; Scombriformes; Scombridae
Gene: map3k7
Product: mitogen-activated protein kinase kinase kinase 7
Exons: 17
Coding region: 462-2264 (600 amino acids)
Biological process (GO): JNK cascade; positive regulation of canonical NF-kappaB signal transduction; protein phosphorylation
Molecular function (GO): MAP kinase kinase kinase activity; magnesium ion binding; ATP binding
Source: RefSeq, a predicted model, not a curated record
AAGUCCCCGGUAGCUAGCGUUAGCACCCAGGCCAGCUAAUAUAGCCUACUGUAGGCCACGAAAAGCUUGUUUUUUUAACUUGCGGCUGUGAUAUGGUUAUGUUACUGUAAGUGUGUAACCUUGCUUUUCGUAUGCCGCAAGCUACCUUUCAAUACUCUUGACUUUCUGUGACAGUUUCAUGAACAGCUACGGUUAGCUCAGCUAGUUAAGCUACGCGGUUUACCAGCGCAUCACAGGUAGCCGACUGGAGGCUAACGUUAUGUCAUUCUGCUGUGUUUGACAGCUUGUGUUGCUAUUUAUUAAGCAGCCAACGUAUUACUUACGUUGCUUAGCGAUGUUACCGAUUAACGACAUGUUAGUUAGAGAGCGUGAUAGCUGUCGUGAAGCAGUAUUUAACACUCUUUUUGUCUGUCAUUUGCAUGUUAUGCCUUCAGUAAGUUACUAGCUGACUUGGGCCAGUAAUGUCUCUGACGUUACCAUCUGCCGAAAUGCUUGAAACACCUCCUGGAUAUCCAUUUGAAGAAAUUAACUAUGAGGAUAUUGAAGUUGAGGAGGUGGUGGGGAGAGGAGCUUUUGGGGUGGUCUGCAAAGCCAAGUGGAAAGGCAAAGAUGUUGCAAUCAAGACCAUUGAGAGUGAAUCAGAAAGGAAAGCCUUUAUUGUUGAGCUUCGGCAGCUUUCACGUGUGAAUCACCCCAACAUUGUGAAGUUGUAUGGCUCUUGCAAUAAUCCAGUCUGCCUUGUGAUGGAAUAUGCUGAAGGAGGGUCGCUGUACAAUGUGCUGCAUGGUGCUGAACCCCUCCCCUAUUACACUGCUUCCCAUGCCAUGAGCUGGUGUUUUCAGUGUUCCCAGGGCGUGGCCUAUCUCCAUGGCAUGAAACCAAAGGCUCUCAUUCACAGGGACCUCAAGCCACCCAAUCUUCUUCUAGUGGCGGGAGGCACUGUGCUCAAGAUAUGUGACUUUGGAACAGCAUGUGAUAUUCAGACCCACAUGACCAACAACAAAGGAAGUGCAGCAUGGAUGGCCCCAGAGGUAUUUGAAGGCAACAAUUACAGCGAGAAGUGCGACGUGUUCAGCUGGGGGAUCAUUCUCUGGGAGGUGAUCACGCGCAGGAAGCCCUUUGAUGAAAUCGGAGGACCGGCUUUCCGCAUCAUGUGGGCCGUGCACAACGGCACAAGGCCGCCUUUAAUCAAGAAUUUACCCAAGCCCAUUGAGAGCCUGAUGACUCGCUGCUGGUCUAAAGACCCCUCUCAGCGGCCUUCCAUGGAGGAGAUAGUGAAGAUCAUGACUCAUCUAAUGAGGUACUUUCCAGGAUCUGAUGAACCGCUACAAUAUCCAUACCAGUAUUCAGAUGAGGGACAGAGCAACUCUGCAACAAGUACAGGUUCAUACGUGGACUACACCGGCACCAGCACAAGCAACAAAAGCGACGCAAACAUGGAACACAGCGAUUCUCAAGGGAGCAAUGACACUAUCAAGAUUACGCCUCAGUUCGCACCUCACUUCAAGCCAAAGGGAGACCCAAGAACUCUGCCUCUGUCCAGAGGGGGCAGCGUGGAGAGUCUGCCUUCACGGACACAGUGUCUGGCUUCCUCAGACAGCAAAAGAAUGAGCGCUGACCUGUCAGAGCUGGAGCCCAAGAUGCCAUUUGCACCUUCAGCACGUCCGCAGUAUAAACGAGGCCACCGUAAAACCGCAUCAUUCGGCACCAUUCUGGAUGUCCCCAAGAUCGUCGUCACAGCCACAUGCGAGCCUCAGAGACGUCGGUCCGUGCAGGAUCUGCCGGGCAUCGGCACAGAGUCCAGCCAGGGGAGCAGGAACAGCAGCCGAUCCUCCAGUCCUAGUGUGAGGAUGAUGCCUGAUAAGACAAGCAACAGAGGCUACUACUCCCCUGAUGACCCCUCAGACACCAAUGGCUCAGACAACUCCAUUCCCAUGGCUUAUCUGACCCUGGAUCACCAGCUGCAGCCUCUCACUCCUUGUCCCAACUCCAAAGAGUCCAUGGCCGUGUUUGAGCAGCACUGCAAAAUGGCCCAAGAAUACCUGAAAGUGCAAACAGAGAUCGCCCUGCUGAUCCAGAGGAAGAAGGAGCUCAUCGCCGAACUGGACCAAGACGAGAAGGACCAGCAGAACACGUCCCGUCUGGUGCAGGAGCACAAGAAGCUGCUGGAGGAGAACAAGAGUCUGUCUACGUACUACCAGAAGUGCAAAAAACAGCUGGAGCUGAUCCGGGUCCAGCAACAGAAGAGACAGGGCACGUCCUGAUCAGACUCCCCGCCCCCCACCCCUAAUAUACAGACACAUGAACUGCUACCACUCCACCCCCCCUCCACCACCACCCCACACCUGCACUAUAAACAUAACACUACCCACUCUCAUGCUCUGCUCCAUCCACACACACACACACACACACACACACACACAAGGACUCCAGCUUUGUAAAGAGACCUGCAUUCUACUGUGUCCUGCAUGUUGCAUUGUAGACCACCCCCCCCCCUCCUCCAUGACAUCCUCUGUACAUAUAUUUGCACAUCUUCACAGAGUUUUCUGUGACUGCAGACCAAACAAUCACUGCCCCCAUGCUCCACCACCCACACCCUUCCCAAAGACCCCCGCCGCUGUGCUUACAGGACACACCUCUCCUCCUCCUCCUGCAGACCCCCAGCAGCGGCGUGCGCGUGGGCGGAGCGCCAUGACGGCAGAUCGGUGAGGGUGGGUCGUGCUUAUGUGUGUUUCUACACGUUGCUCUCAGGACCUCUGGGCUGUCCGGUCAGUGCGCGCAACCCCUCCCACCCCCCCUCUGACGGACCGAUUCACCCUCUCAGUGGCCUCCAGAAUGUGAAAAACAAAACAAAACAAAAGACGGCUCUUGAGCAAAAAGUGUGAAUCAUAUGCAGAUGAGGACGUUUGAACUACAGUGAGUGCGUGUGGAAUCCCUGUUAUGCAAAACACACACACACACACACACACACACACACCUAUGAAAUCAUGUAUUUAUCUCCAACCCCCCCCCCCCCUCCAUACACACACACACACACAGACACUCACUCACUCCUUUUUUUUUUCUAGGCGUGAGAGCACACCUGUUUACUUCCUCAAGGUGUUUUGAUGUAUUGAGUGGAGAGCGGGACACACACACACACACACACACACAACUAGCUUCCACAGCAAAAAGCAGGAGCAGAGGAUUCCCUAAAAAGAAAAAAAAACUUUUUAUUUCGACUUCAGUAUUGUUUUUGCGUGUAGAUGUUUUUUUUUGUCUUUUCUAUUCAGUAGUUCACUCUGUAUGAUAGCUGUUGUGUCAUUUUUGCAUUAGGACAUAUUUUCUCUGGUAACAGAUAAAAUAGAGGAGCCUAUACCUCUCUAUACAGUAUCUAGUUUGUUUUUAGUUCACAUGUUGCCUUAGAAGUUGCCUGCAUUUUAAGUGCUUGACUUUGUUUUAUGUGACAUUUUAGCGGGGUUAAAAGCUUCCAAAAAAAAAAGACAAAAAAAAAGAAAAAGAGAGAGAUAUUUUUAAUGUAACGGACAUUGAAUGAAGUUAGAUUCUUCUUUUCCUGUCGGGAGUGAGAAGGAUGUUUGUCAGUAAGCUGAUCAUGUAAAUGUUUCCCCCCUCCUCAAGCUUUUACAUCCAAAAUAAUGACUAAAAAAAAAAAGAAGGAUUGGAUGUGAUGGGUGUUUUUUUUUUUGUUCGUUUGUUUUGUUUUCUUCUUGGUCUCAUAUCCCUCAAGUAUUUUUGCACAAUCACUUUGUUUUUGUCUGGUCAUGUACAAAUUUUAUCUCUCAUUUAAGCAAUUCUGUUUUGUUUGUUUUUUGUUUUUUUUGUUGUUUUUUUUAAAAGUGAGAGAUGUGACAAGUCCCACUUUUAAAACGUGUUACUGUACAGGAGGGGAAGGUUCAGUCGGUUCCUCUCCUGAGUUCUCUGUUCACUAAGAAUUCAUUUACCAAACUCACCACACUGUUGGAGUGUUUCCUAUGCUGUUGGGAAAUGAAGUACAGUUGAAGACAGUGAGCAAGGCAUUAUGAAUAAACUGAAUAGUGAAAAGAUGCAGUGAGUGUUUCUAUUGGAUGCAUGGACAGUAUUUUGUGUCAUUAUUUAUUGCUACCUAACCAAACACGCAAGUUUCAUUAGUAUAGCUUCAUGUGUGCAGCAACUAAAACACAUUUCCAAGCAAUUAAAUCAGUAAUCUCUAGAAAUAUGAACAUCACUGUCAGUACAUGCUGUAUUACUCAGGAAUGGCGUUAUUGCUUUUCUGACUGUCAUGUUUGAUGAUUUAAACGCUUCUUUUCAAUGUUUGUCAAAAGUUCAAUUAAACUUAAUUUGUCC